AUGUCCGCCAAGGUGCAGAGGAUUGAAGCGAUUGGGGCUGUGUGCGGCAAGCUCAAAACAAGAAAGGCUGCUGCCAAGCGCUACAAGAUCACUGGCACAGGCAAAGUGCUCACUCGCAGACCAGGAAAGCAGCACAUCAACGAAAAGAAGAGCUCGAAGAAGCUGUCGCAGCUGGGCAAGCUUAAACAGGUGGACCACGGUGACCUCAUCAAAGUAAAGCGGUGCUUGCCGAAUGCGAGCAUAAAGUGA
Coccomyxa subellipsoidea C-169 is the source of this 249-nucleotide messenger RNA. Its product is annotated as ribosomal protein L35. Gene Ontology annotation, biological process: translation. Gene Ontology annotation, molecular function: structural constituent of ribosome. The transcript is spliced from 3 exons. Gene Ontology annotation, cellular component: ribosome; large ribosomal subunit. The record is from RefSeq and is a predicted model, not a curated record. Bases 1 to 249 code for a protein of 82 amino acids. NCBI's taxonomy places the organism in Eukaryota, Viridiplantae, Chlorophyta, Trebouxiophyceae, Coccomyxaceae.